AUGUUGCAACCCCCAAAGACAGAACAUCCCAUAAGCACAAUAGAAUGCAUAGGAGUAAUUGCACUUAUAGCACUUCUAAUUAUAUCUAUAAGUGUGCGCUAUUAUGUAUGCAUAGUAAACAAAAAAAACAGAAGAAAUAUACAACUAGACAAUACAGGCAUGUCAGCAGCUAGAAACAAUUAUCAUUUAGUUAAAGAUAAUGAAAUUAAAUUUACACACAUAAACUCGUUAGAUACACAUUAA
Nematocida parisii ERTm1 is the source of this 243-nucleotide messenger RNA. RefSeq lists its product as uncharacterized. The transcript has a single exon. The record is from RefSeq and is a predicted model, not a curated record. Lineage: Eukaryota; Fungi; Microsporidia. Bases 1 to 243 code for a protein of 80 amino acids.